This is a messenger RNA of Mangifera indica (mango), 1351 nucleotides long. RefSeq names its product 50S ribosomal protein L15, chloroplastic-like. Gene Ontology annotation, molecular function: structural constituent of ribosome. NCBI's taxonomy places the organism in Eukaryota, Viridiplantae, Streptophyta, Magnoliopsida, Sapindales, Anacardiaceae. The transcript has 4 exons. Bases 68 to 979 code for a protein of 303 amino acids. Gene Ontology annotation, biological process: translation. The record is from RefSeq and is a predicted model, not a curated record. Gene Ontology annotation, cellular component: ribosome; cytosolic large ribosomal subunit.
GAAGCCCAAGAAUAAGGAGGCCUACCCUUUAUCCUGUGAAAGCUUCAGUAUCCAUCUCCAUCCUUCAAUGGCGUCUCUUCUCUCACUCAACUCACUAACUCUUCACUCCCCUUCUUUCAAAGGCAGCAUCUCUAAUUUAAGACCAAACCCAUCUCGAUUAUUUAAUUUGUCGCUCAAAUUCCAAAGCCACCAAAACACAACUUCACUCACUGUCCUCAACCAUGCUGCAGCAGCAGCAGUGACUCCAGCUUCGGUUACAAACGUCCGGUUUCGCCUUGAUAACCUGGGCCCGCAACCGGGUUCAAGAAAGAAAGGAAAGAGAAAGGGACGAGGGAUAUCAGCUGGGCAGGGGGGAAGUUGUGGGUUUGGGAUGAGAGGUCAAAAAUCAAGGUCGGGUCCUGGUGUUAGAAAAGGCUUUGAAGGUGGUCAAAUGCCGCUUUAUCGUCGAAUUCCCAAGCUUCGGGGGAUUGCUGGAGGUAUGCAUGCGGGAUUACCUAAAUAUGUCCCAGUUAACUUGAAAGACAUAGAAGCUGCAGGAUUUCAGGAGGGUGAUGAGGUGUCAUUGGAGAGUUUGAAGAAGAAGGGUUUGAUCAAUCCCUCAGGAAGAGAAAGGAGACUUCCUUUAAAGUAUCAAAACGAAGGUCUCGGGUUUGAAUCUUUCUCAUGUCACAUGUCUAGAUUCAUUGCUAGAAAAGGAAACCUGAGCUGCAACUACAAGUAUCCCACUCCAUUUCUCAGUAUCAGCUUAAAACUGCAAAUUCUCGGUGAUGGGGAACUAAGUGUGAAGUUGAACUUCAAGGCUUGUGCCUUCUCAACAGCAGCAAAGGAGAAGCUUGAGGGCGCUGGUUGUUCCCUCACUGUGUUACCCGGCCGAAAGAAGUGGGUAAAACCAGCAGUUGCCAAGAACCUUGCCCGAGCUGAAGAAUACUUUGCGAAGAAGAAAGCUGCCGCGGCUGCUUCUGAACCAGCUUCAGCUUAAACUUAACCUUAAAUGUUCAAAAGACAGCCAGCCAUUGUAGGGUGUUCAACUCUUUCCUUUUAGGUAAAAGGGUAUCCCUAAAUGUAAUUUCUUGUAACUGUUUCUUCUACCACCUAUUCAAUCCUGUUGAAAAUUCUGUUGAUUUCAAAGCAAAGUGGGAAUCUCCAAGUAGGCAGAAAGAAAAUUUAGAAAAUGGUCAAAAUCCAAUAAUCAAAUUGGUAAUGUUGACAACGUAAGGUUAUUUGAAUUGGAAUGUGAUGUAUGAAACAAUUGGAAAAAGGUUGUGGGAGUGGGGAGUGGAGUGGGUCAUGAGGCAUCGAAUUUUCUUUUAAUUGGACAUAAUCAUUUGGAAUUAAUUCCUCUUUUGAUAAA